GUCCGCUUAAUAAUCACAUUUCCUUGUGAUAUGUGCUCAUUGUUUAUGUGAUGUGAGUUCGUUCAUGUUGAAUGUUUGAUGCUACCAAUGCAAUGCAAUUGCAAUUGCAGAAACCCUAGAAUUGGAAUCAAAUCCCUCUUUCGUUCAUUGUGCUAUCACUGAAAAGUGAAAACAAUGAAGAAGAAGAAAGUACCUGACUGGCUCAACAGCUCCCUCUGGUCUUCUCCCCAUCCUCCUCCUCCGCCUCCGCCUCCUCCCUUCUUUUCCUCUGCUACCGUUGACCUCCCAAUCGAACAACACACCUCUGCUGUAUCAUCCGCCUCCCCAUCGCAACCACCAUCCCCUCCGGCCACCGUGGAUGAUCCUCCCGAGCCACAGAGGAUCCAACAUUCACGUCCUAAGAAUCACACUCACACUUCCACUGAUGCAACGUUCUCUUCUUCCCCUUCCGCCGAUGACAUCUCUCGCCAGGCCGAGUUGUUGGCUGAGUUAUCGAAGAAGGUGAUAGAUAUGAGGGAAUUGCGAAGGCUCGCGUGUCAAGGUCUUCCUGAUGGUGCUGGGAUACGUUCUACUGUCUGGAAGCUUUUGCUUGGAUAUCUUCCUCCAGAUCGUGGGCUCUGGUCAGCUGAAUUAGCAAAGAAGAGGUCCCAGUACAAACAUUUUAAAGAUGAUAUUCUCGUGAAUCCUUCAGAAAUCACAAGGAGGAUGUACAACUCAACAAGUUCUGAUGCUGAUGAUGCCAAAGUUGAGAGUAGAACCUUGCUCUCUAGAUCAGAAAUCACUCAUGGGGAGCAUCCAUUGAGUCUUGGAGAGACCAGUGUAUGGAAUCAGUUCUUCCAGGAUACGGAAAUCAUAGAUCAGAUUGAUCGAGAUGUAAAGCGCACACAUCCUGACAUGCACUUUUUCUGUAGUGAGUCUCAGUUUGCAAAAUCCAAUCAGGAGGCUUUAAAGAACAUAUUAAUUAUCUUUGCAAAGUUAAACCCAGGUGUAAGAUAUGUUCAAGGGAUGAAUGAGCUAUUGGCUCCUCUCUACUAUGUGUUCAAAAAUGACCCUGAUGAGGAAAAUGCAGCCUUUGCUGAAGCGGACUCAUUCUUCUGUUUUGUUGAAUUAUUGAGUGGCUUCCGAGAUAACUUCGUUAAACAACUUGACAACAGUGUUGUCGGCAUCCGUUCCACUAUUACAAGAUUAUCCCAGCUUCUGAAAGAACAUGAUGAAGAGCUGUGGCGCCAUCUUGAGAUCACUUGUAAAGUCAAUCCCCAAUUCUAUGCAUUUAGAUGGAUUACUCUCCUGUUGACUCAAGAAUUCAAUUUUGCUGACAGCCUUCACAUUUGGGACACACUUCUAAGUGAUCCAGAGGGCCCACAGGAGACCCUGAUGCGGAUAUGCUGCGCAAUGCUAAUUCUGGUUCGCAAGCGCCUCCUGGCGGGUGAUUUCACUUCGAAUCUGAAGUUGCUGCAAAAUUAUCCCUCAACAAACAUUAGUCAUUUGCUUUAUGUUGCUAACAAGUUUCGUGUAUAAUUAUUAGUCUAAUGCUUCUCCCUCGCCUCAUUGUUUGAAUUUUGCUUUUGUCUCUUGGCUUAGGAAUGAAAUUCGAUAAAAUCUAUUGAACUGUUUUGAAAGUUCAUCAACUUGAGCUAUUGAGAAUGAUGAAACACGGCUAUAUUCCAUUA
Molecule: messenger RNA, 1670 nt
Organism: Arachis duranensis
Lineage: Eukaryota; Viridiplantae; Streptophyta; Magnoliopsida; Fabales; Fabaceae
Exons: 9
Coding region: 175-1518 (447 amino acids)
Biological process (GO): intracellular protein transport; activation of GTPase activity
Molecular function (GO): GTPase activator activity
Source: RefSeq, a predicted model, not a curated record